CAGACGGGUCCACAAUCUUGUACAUCAUCUACGGACAGGAGCACUCCAUCGUAUACUUGGCCGUCGUAAUGUGUAGCCACAUUGGUUUGUAAUAUCCGGGUUGGUCGGAGGGAGUGUCUUUGCUGUGAUUUCCAAUAGAAAAACGCUAGAACAGCUACACGGAGCCACCGCCGCAGAGAUAGCAGUCCCUGCCGAGCAAGGAACAUGACUGGGGCUUGUGACAGAGAGAGACCAGCGAAAAGAGAGAUAAACAUGGAUUUUUGCCGUUUUAAUGCCUCCGACUUAGCUUGAGAGACAUCUAAUAGACUCCACACCACUUAUGUUUUAGCAAAAAAACUAAACCUUGCCGCUUCGUUCGCCCCAUCGUUGGUAUGGAGAAAACGCUAUACGGUUCGCCUGGGACUGCAAAAGGGAACUCAGGAUCUCUUCCCACGGACAGGGGGAAUUCAGCAAGAAAGAGCGGCAGGACUGGUUCCCACAGUCCGGGCUCGGCCUCCCUCGGCUGCCCAGGGGGCGGUGGUGGAAAUCGGGGAGAUUUGUUGGGAAACAGCACGAAUGUGCACCAAGCUCACAAGCGGCAGUUGGAAGGCGUGCUGAGCAAAUACACAAACCUCAUCCAAGGUUGGCAGAACAGGUACUUUGUCCUUGAUCCAGACGUAGGCCAGCUCCAGUACUUUGUGAAUGAACACGGCAAGACCCAGAAGCCCAGAGGCUCUCUGCCCCUCAUCGGAGCGUCUGUGACCCCCAGCGAUGAGGCGCCCCACAUGUUCAUCGUCAACUCGGCCAACGGGGAAAACUUUAAACUCAGAGCCGCAGAUGCCAAAGAGCAGCAGUUCUGGAUGAACCAGCUUCAGGCCUGUUCCAGACGCCACUCAGAAAGCAGUGCCAAGGUGAGGGAGGUAAAGGUGUUUGAUGAGCAGCGCCUUUAUGUGGACAAGACAGCUGGCUGCCAGGAUGGGCCGGGCUCUUCUGGUCGGACGAGGAGUGUCUCUCUCCUUCCUCACAUGACCUCCUCCUCCUCCUCCUCUCCUGGCUCCCAGAGGCACCUGGGUCCCCCAGGGGCGCCUGGCAACAUCGUCACCAUCACUCACCACAAGUCGCCUGCCGCCGCUCGACGGGCCAAAAACCAGUGCCCCAGCCGACUGCAAGAGGUUAAAGAGGUGAUGUCCCAGGCCGAGGGCCAGCAGAAGAACCUGGUGCAGUCCAUCGAGUCCCUGCCGCCCCGUGGCCCCCUCUCCUGCCUGGACCAGGACCUCCUCCUGCUGAAGGCCACCUCCGCCGCCACCCUCAGCUGCCUGGGGGAGUGCCUGAGCAUCCUCCAGCAGAGCUCCGGACGCGGACACCAGGGCUCCACCAGGCCCGGACCUGCCCACGACCCACCCUCCGAUGCCAUCCCCAUGUGGACUGUGCCCAAGUCCCCUUCAGCAGAGAGGCUGAGGAAUGGAGGCGUGACCCCACCAUGCUCGGCCGAGCCCUCUCCCGCUCUCAGCAAGAGGAGCCUGCCCCAGUACGCUGAGCACACAGGUAUGGAGUCUGUGAGUCCCACAGAGGAGGUGACGGACACGGAGGACAAUGAGGAGGAGGAUCUUGGGGUGCUGGAUGACCAGAGAAGCAUAAUAUUACACCUCCUCUCUCAGCUCAAACUGGGCAUGGACCUCACACGGGUGGUGCUGCCUACCUUCAUCCUGGAGAAGCGCUCUCUGCUGGAGAUGUACGCCAACUUCAUGGCCCACCCGGACAUGUUCCUGGCCAUCACCACGGGAACCACACCCGAGGAGCGCAUGGUGCGCUUCGUGGAGUACUACCUGACUGCCUUCCAUGAGGGACGCAAGGGCGCCGUGGCCAAGAAGCCCUACAACCCGGUUCUGGGCGAGACCUUCCACUGUUCCUGGGCGGUACCGCUCGACCAGGUCCGGCCUCUCAGGACUCAGGCCCACACGCUGGGGCCCGCCAACCGAGACCCAUCGCGGCCCGUGGGCCCGGAUGACUCGCCGGCGGCGGGCAACCACCGCGUCCGGUUCGUGGCGGAGCAGGUGUCGCACCACCCGCCGGUGUCGGGGUUCUACUGCGAGUGCCAGGAGAAGAAGAUGUGUGUAAACGCCCACGUGUGGACCAAGAGCAAGUUCAUGGGAAUGUCCGUGGGGGUAUCCAUGAUGGGAGAAGGAGUGCUGUGCCUUCUGGAGCAUGAUGAGGAGUACGUGUUCACACUGCCCUGUGCCUACGCCCGCUCCAUCCUCACUGUGCCCUGGGUGGAGCUCGGGGGAAAGGUCUCCAUCAGCUGUGCCAAGAGUGGCUACUCCGCCACCGUCACAUUCCACACCAAGCCCUUCUAUGGAGGGAAGGUCCACAGGGUGACUGCAGAGGUCAAACACAACACCACCAACACCAUUGUGUGCAAGGCUCAGGGGGAGUGGAACGGAACGCUGGAGUUCACCUAUAGCAGCGGAGAAACCAAAGUGAUUGACACAUCCAAACUGCCAGUCAUCAGGAAAAGGCUGCGGCCAAUAGAAAGACAGGGACGGACUGAGUCCAGGCGAUUAUGGCAGCACGUGACUACGGCGCUGAAGGAGGGCAACAUCGACGCGGCGACAGAACACAAGCACCGUCUGGAGGAGCGUCAGCGCGGAGAGGAGAAACAGAGAGCUGCCAACAACAUGCCCUGGAAACCCAAAUACUUCAUCAAAGAGGGGGAUGGAUGGGUCUACCUCAACCCUCUGUGGAAGGCCCACUGACGCACCCUGACCCUGACCCAGGAAACGAGUGCUUUACGGGACUCUCUCAUAAACCCCUCCAGCCUGCGAGCAGAGGAAUGGACUCAAAGAGAGGAUGAGGAGGAGGUGAAGGAGGUGGUGGUGGAGGAGGAGGAGGAGGAAUGAAGCGAAAAGGGGCCAAAGAGAAGGUUGAGGAGAGUAUCCUGUUCCUGUAUAUGUACUCUGGGGGACAGACAGAGAGAGAGAGAGAGAGAGAGAGACUGAUGGUGAGGUAGUGUGUUCUGUGAGAUGGGGGUAGUGCCUGUGUGAUCCCCAUCACUGUAGCUCCAGAGGGGUGGGAAAUGGGGGAGAGGGACAUCAUUUUUAUACCAAACUCCAGGUAGAGUAUUUCUAUUUUUCACAUAACCCAGGCCUUUCUCUCUCUCUUUUUUUAAUGUUUUGCACUUGCACAGUAUAUAGGUGACUAGCCAUGUGAUAUUGAUUUGUGUCCUGUCUAUGACCAUGCACGCUUGCACACUGAAAACAUGAAAACACACACACGCACACGCAAACACACACACGCAAACACACACACACAGAAACACGCACACAUACACGCACCCACACGCACACACAAGCUUCUGUAGCUUAGCUCGAAAUGCUUGAAAAUACAAAAUCAGAGAAUCUCCAUCAUCAUGCCAAUAAGUAAGAGACCACUUCUGCAAAAUCAAUACAUCACUCCAAGCCGAUGGUGGCCCUUGUGAAUCAUGAGGCCACAGACAAAGUGUUUGUGAAAAAUGCGACACACACUAACUCUUCCAGGCGUCACUGGUAGCAUCCAUCACGCGACCACACGUGAUCCACAGGUAUCCACCUGUGCACGUGGCCUUGGGCUCCCCUGAUGGAUGUGAUUGGAGUGGUGGGCCCCGUGUCCUCGGCACAUCUCUGAUGUGAUUACCCUGCGUUAGGCUCCCUGCUAGGCUACACGCCAAUGAAGGUUAAUGGACAGCAGCACUGCGUGAGAGGCAGUCCACUGAUUAGUAUGGACGGAAGACACAAACGUCUUCUCCAGCUGUCCUCACAUGAGGAUUUUUUUUCAUUUCGGGAGAAAGAAAAAGGCCCUGUAUCGAUUAGAAAUGUAAUGUAAUCGAAUGCAUUGGGGAAAAAAAAAGAAUAAAUCAUCUGCGUAGGUAUUAUUCGGUUAACCGUGGAACAGUUCUGGAAGAUGAGUGAGCUAUUUGUCAGCUGAUGGUUACAUGGCCAAAGUAUGUCUUAUCUGCUUAAGGAAGCAAUCUAAUUAGGAUAUGUAGGUCAUAGUUAAUUGCAGUGUUGAGUUGUCUGAUUUUGAAAUUCCCUCGAGGUUGUGUUUUAUUGUGUGUGAAACAAGAUUAUAUGGCAGUAGUUCUCUGUUUGCUGCCAAUUAGGACUUGUACCUCAGAUGGCAAAGACUGCAUUGCUAAAGCAGGAACUCAUAUUUUGACGUUAUUUAUGUGAAUAGACCCAUAUAUCUAAUCAGACAUAAUUAGGUCUAAAUCAAGUCAAUCACUAAUUCUAUUUUAUUCUUAAUAUGAAGUGUUAUUUAUAUAACGAUUUGAGCUGUUAGAUGAGGCUAUUCUCUGUUCCCUGAUGUCCAUACAUCCACUUAUAUAUUGUUUCCCAAAUAGUGAACUUUUCUAUUCAAGAAGAGAUUCAUAAAUUGAGGGUGUUUGAGCCUUGCACUACACUACACCAAAAUCAUGAACACUUGCACAUUUCAAAGCAGGGGGCGCCAAGGCUUUAUCUUAAAGCAACGAGAUCGUGUCUGAGGCCGUCUGUCCAUGUGGACUAGAGACUGUAUAUAGGUCCGUACUCUUAUCCACACUGUUUGUGAUGUUACCCUGAGUACAGUUGGAGAUGGAGUCUUGAGUUCUCAAACCAGAUGUAGCCUGCUUCUGUAAACUUCAGCGGCGGUUCCACAUGACCUGAUCGAACUAUCUGGGUCACCUCUUCUGCCAAAGCGUAGUUAUGAAUUCAGCCAGGACAUGUACUGGAGUGUUGCUGCCCAGUCAGUCACUGACACUGAGAGGGAUCCAGCUGUGAUCAGACCCAGGGGUGCUGCCCAAUCAGAUGCUACUGAAGACGAUGGAAUGAUCCUGGAUAACGCCUCAUAGAUACUUAACCCAAACUAAUAAUCCCUCAUCACCCAUUCUCAGGCUGCAAAUCACAUAACCCAAGGAUAUAUCCCCCCCCCCCCCCCCCCC
Clupea harengus (Atlantic herring) is the source of this 4930-nucleotide messenger RNA. It is a transcript of the gene osbpl10a, whose product is annotated as oxysterol binding protein-like 10a. The record is from RefSeq and is a predicted model, not a curated record. Gene Ontology annotation, cellular component: cytosol; membrane. Gene Ontology annotation, molecular function: cholesterol binding. Lineage: Eukaryota; Metazoa; Chordata; Actinopteri; Clupeiformes; Clupeidae.